UAUUAUAAAUGUUGUCGAAGCACAUCAAGAUGUCACACACACACACAGCCGGUGUUGUGAGAACUACUGAAGCCAAUGUUUUGUAUGCUCACUCAGGUUUAGGCUUCAGCAAAAGCCCGUAUGCCAUGAUUUAUUUACUUUUGUUAAUGUAGUAACAAUUAGGUGGUUUGAGUGAACACAAAUUAUACAUUUUAUUACAUUUCUUUCAAACUAUUUUAUGGAUCCUACGGAUGCGUUUUCUUGUCUGAUGUUUAACUUAACGGUUAUUUUUCAAUCAGGAAUCCAAAUGUUCCACAAAGUGUUUUUUGAGUAUCGAUUUGUCCUGAUGAUCCGUUUGAAUUUGAGGACAUUUUGUCUGCAUGUAGUGGAACUGUUGCAAAGGCCCAGCCACCCCACACACUCUCUUACCAGUUUAUUAGACAGGUUUCUAAUGUGGCUGCUCGCAUUGAUAGAAGAUAGUAGACAAAAUAUUAGAAUCACCUCUCAGUCUAAUGCAACAUUGUCAACUACAGCCUCCAAAAUCACCAUCAAGCAGAAUCAUCACUUGUGUAAAACGGUUAAUACAACUCUAACCUUCACAGAGGUUGGAUUAGUUACAGGGCUGUUGUAUGAGGCUGAGUCAGGUUCUGCUAGUGGUUCGUAAUAAACUGGUAAAUGAGUGCAGUUCUCAUUGUUGUCCCUUUUUAUAUGCUGGAUAAUUGAAGUGUUACAUUUUUAAGUUUUGUGCAUAUGUGUGAAGGAGCGGUUGUCAAUGGUAACACAUGGUCUGGAUUAUAAAACUGUUUUGUGUCAAAUAAACACGACAAACACAAUGCAGAGGAGAAUUUGUGUCUCUUUUUUCUCCAAAAAUGUAUUUAACAAGUUAGUGUAUCACGCAUAAAAACACAGUACAUUUUUCAGAAGUAUUGUAGUAUGAAAGUAUUUAUACUCCCACUACAUGUUGAAACUGAAGGCUACAGUGGGAUGGAUGAAGAUGAGAGCAUCUGUUGAAGUUUCAUAUUUAGAUUUGAUUGGAGAGUUUUAACGAAGUUCUGUUUUCUGAAUUUUUCACAGCAUGCAAUAAAGUGGGGGAAAAGCCUCAUUUGAUGUGUAUUAGACUAUUAUUUAUUCUUAUUAUUUAUAACAGUUUGCUAACUGACAUGAAGUGGCACAUAAAUGUUUUUUUUGUGUUUGUUAUAUAAAUUUGUGUUCAUACUGUACUUGAUUUCCAUUGUUAUAUUACAUGUUAUGUAAAUGGACAGACAAGAAAAUAAAACUUCAUUCAUUAAUUCACAACAAACGCAAUAAGUAACAUUGAUUAAGUAAAUGAAAGAUAAAUCAUUGAAUAUCAAAAUAGAAUUUACAACGAAUAUAAUUUGUAUAAUUUUUUUUAAACCUGAGAAUAUGAAGGCAAUUCAUUUGUUUCCUCAAAUAUAUUUCUGUAUCAUUUUACGAACCUGUUACUUCUAGAUUUUUUGGUAAACUCAUUCAAAAGAAGAGUGAAAUAUGUGUGGAAACCAAAGCUGUAGAUUUGUUGGUUUCUUUAUUUCUCUCAAUAAAGUUGAAAUGUGGCUCAAGUGACGUUUACUCUCGCGAGGUUUCAGUGCCGCUCACAUCCAGACCGCGAGAACAUGAGCGAUGGCAAUAGAACACAAACCUGGGGACGAAUUUGACACCGUUUUCGGUCAAAGUGACUCCUCGGAGCUAACCUCGCACCGCGAUCAUGACACUGCGCCAGCUCGGAUCUUCAAGAUAAUAGUCAUCGGGGACUCGAACGUGGGGAAGACGUGUUUGACGUACAGAUUCUGCGGGGGAACUUUCCUGAAAAACCCGGAGGCGACGAUCGGGGUCGAUUUCCGAGAGAGGACGCUGGAGCUCGACGGCGAGAGUAUCAAGCUGCAGAUCUGGGACACGGCGGGUCAGGAGCGUUUCAGGAAGAGCAUGGUGGAGCACUACUACCGCAGCGUCCACGCCGUCAUCUUUGUGUACGACGUGACCAGCCUCUCCUCCUUUGAGAGCGUCCCCGACUGGAUUGAGGAGUGCAGCCGGCACUGCGUGGGGCCCCUGGUGCCCCGCAUCAUGGUGGGCAAUAAGUGCGACCUGAGGGACCGCCGGGAGGUCCCCACCACGGCGGCGCAAUGCCUCGCCGACAGCUACAACUUCCCGCUGUUCGAGACCUCGGCCAAGGAACCUGCCGAGAAGGAGCACGUGGACGCCAUCUUUCUGACUCUGGCUUACAGACUGAAGAGCCACAAACCGCUGCGACUGAAGCAGCCGAAUGAGGGCGGCGUCGGGCGGCUGUGGGACCAGAGAGAGCAGGAAGCGGCGACUUGUCAGUGCUGAGGUCACCUACAUCUUGUGUGGAUGUUACUCAAGAGCGUGCAGGUCAUCACAGCCUCCUGGAUCGAUAACAGUGCUGCAGGAAAGCCUGAGGCUGAACACAGAAAGGCCUCUUAUGAUCAUGAGAUAGAAAAGGAUGAAACGGUUAUACACUUUUCCCUGCCUGCUGCGAGGCACAGCUUGUGACAGUGGGGGCCUAUACGUUUGCACAAAAAUAAUUUAACAUUUCAUUGAAAAGCAUGAAUGGAGAUGGGGGGUAUGCCAAAUAUUUGUGACUGCACAUAAAAUCACUUUGAGUCAAAGAACAGAGUGCAAUUUAACACGUAGACAAAUCAUAUGCAAUCAGCUGUCCAGUAGCACUACAGCUUAUCCACACUUUUCAAUGCAGACAUUGAAUUAAGAGACCAAACUGAUUUCAUUGUAAAGAAAUGAACCAAUAAGGUGAAUUGAAACUGUGAAGAAAACCGUGCAAUUAUUUUUAAGUUAUGUCUUAAAGUGAUAUUUCAGUUAUUUUAAGGAAUAAAUGCCGCAUGAGUUUUGGUGCUGUUGCUGAAUGUGUUUCUCAAAUAUAAAUAUGAACAUAACCAGCUUUGUGUCAGCUCAUCCGCCCACACAGUUCUCCUGUUAGAGUUCCCCAAUGACAAAAUCUUUUGGGACGAAAUGCAAAUCCACGCGGUUCACUUGAAAAGCAUGAGUGAACACAUGCUCGGCUGUCUUUAGAAAUUGUUCUGCCGUAUGCAAGGUAUUGAUGGUAUGAGAUAAAAUCACAACCAACGGAUACUUUUUUUUUUGCAUGUAUACAAUAAUGCAAACACUUUCUAAAAGUAUGGAGAGAUGUGACAAUGUUACGCUGCAAAUCAAUAAAAGUAGUUUCAUCGGGAUGAUUUAAAAUGUUUGAGGCUUCUGGUGUGUCGGUGU
This is a messenger RNA of Anarrhichthys ocellatus (wolf-eel), 3237 nucleotides long. RefSeq names its product ras-related protein Rab-33B. Gene Ontology annotation, molecular function: GTP binding; GTPase activity. NCBI's taxonomy places the organism in Eukaryota, Metazoa, Chordata, Actinopteri, Perciformes, Anarhichadidae. The transcript is spliced from 2 exons. The coding region runs from base 1618 to 2322 and encodes 234 amino acids. The record is from RefSeq and is a predicted model, not a curated record. Gene Ontology annotation, biological process: Rab protein signal transduction.